Messenger RNA from Zingiber officinale, 1188 nucleotides. RefSeq names its product protein XRI1-like. The record is from RefSeq and is a predicted model, not a curated record. The transcript has 9 exons. Bases 141 to 983 code for a protein of 280 amino acids. Gene Ontology annotation, biological process: male meiotic nuclear division; female meiotic nuclear division. NCBI's taxonomy places the organism in Eukaryota, Viridiplantae, Streptophyta, Magnoliopsida, Zingiberales, Zingiberaceae.
GUGGUCAUUGGUUGCGGAGAGGGAGGAAAACGUGCCGUCGCAAUCGCCUUUCUUCUCCGCUGCUCGAACAUCCAGAAUCACAGUCACACAUAAAGGAAAGGAGUCAACUUUGCUACAGCUCUCUCUUCUCUUUAACGGCUAUGGACUUCCAUCGAAACAUCGUCGACAAUGAUGCGUGGCAAUGGCAAGAAGAUGAAACUUGCGUGUACAGAGACUACCAUCUUGGUCUACGUCAGAGAUUUUGGGAUGGAAACAACCAAAAAACUGAUAGUUUGUCAUAUGCCAUGCCGAAUCAAACCCCCAUUCCAAAUUCCACUGGUCUUGGCUUAGACAUAUCGGAUUUAAGAGAUAAGGCUAAGAAGAAUCUCCGGGAAGAGAAAGAGGAACCGCGAUUGAAGAGACGUCGGGCCUUAUUUACUUGUGAUGCUGAUGCAGAGAACUCAGCUCCAAUGGAUACUUGGUCAGAAAAUUUAGACUGGAAUCCAACAAGUUCAGAUGAAGGUUUUCUGUUCAGCAAUGAAGUCUUGGAUCAACCAUUGGAUGAGUGGCUGGACAACUAUUUAAAUGAUAGUGAGAUGUCGUCCAGUAAAAGCGAACAAAUUAAACCAAUUAUCGAUGUUUCAGAUUUCCUCAAUGGAGAACCUGAUACAGUGACCACUGCCUUUCCAAAACCCAUCAACUCUGCUACUCUUAAGAUUUCCAGAGGUGUAAUAUCCCCUACAAAUUAUAAAACAAGGUUAUCUUCCUCUGUUGCCAUUCCCUUUACCUUCAUCAAACCAUGCGAAGCUAGAGGACACUCGACUUUGGAAGACAUAAACCAACGGAUUCAUGCUCCACCAAUGAAACCAAGAAUUGAGAUGCACAAUGACACUGCUGUCGGAUAUUCAACCUCGCCUUUUUCCGGGAAGCCUGUGAUUGUGAAGACCAAGAUUCUAACUGAAGGAGGGAAAGGAAGCAUUACAGUUCUAAGAACCAAAGGCUGAAUAGAUAGAUGGCUUCUCCCUUUUUUCUAAGAUAGCACUGUGCACAUUGAAUCUUUUUAGUUUUACUACUUAUUUACAGUGGGAAAUCUUAGAAUUUCACAGGGCUAUUCUCUUUCGAUCCCAUCUGCUUGAUUGGUCAAGAUUUGUGUACAUAGGACUUUGUGAUUUUUCUUUAGAGGCAAAAUGAGGAUGACCUUGGAGUUUA